UUCUGUACUAUGUUGGUAGUUUUGUACCCGGGCUGCAGCUCAUAUUCGAGGUUUGAGCUGAUGGCUGUCGGCUAAGACUUUAGUCUCAAAUAUUCGCAUUUUAUGCUUUGUUUUCAUUAUGCCGAGGAUUAAAGCAUCCCCAAAGAAAUGUGUGAAAACGUCAAAUCCUCAGCAGUCCUCAAACACAUGGGUAUUUCUACUGAAAGGUGAAGCUUUGGAAGUUCCUGAAGGGUUUGCUGGCACAGGUACUCCAGACAUUGUGCAGUUGAGGCAUCCACAAUCAGGAGCAACAGCUUUAUUCUUAUUUAGUCCAGGAGAUGGAAUGGUUCAAGAAGUUCUCACAUUUUCAGAAAACAGAAGAUCAUGGUUCAUCGAAGAGUCAGUCAAAUCAGAUGGAAAGAUGCACCUAUCAACACCAAUUGAUCCCAUCUUUCUUGCUCUUCCAUAUCUGAGAAAGACAAAUCAGGCAGUGCCUCUGGACCAAUUGCUGAAGGAUGAGGAAUUCCCAGAAACUGAGAGGUUACUUCGAUCCACAGGCCUCAAACACCUGAAUCAGGUUGCAGACAGAAAAGGAGAUGAAGACCUGAAUGCGUACAAGUACAACGAAGAGAAAACGCUGAGCUGGCUUCAGCGAAAGACAGAGAGGGUGGCAGAAGUGCUGAAACAGAAGGGCAUUCACGUGUCAGGUGGAGCUGUUUCAGCUACAUUUGUAAAGAGUGGAAAAUCAGAUCUUGCUGAUGCUGAGUCGUACCUUAGAUACGCACAUGGGAUUGUAUCAGAAUACCUGACAGAGGACCUAAGUAUCAAGCUCCUGAAGUACCUGGGCCUACCUGAAGAAAAGCCAUCAGAGAGCCAUGGAAAGCGCAAACUGUCAGUGGCACAGUAUGGUGGCAACAGCAAUACUGGCACACCACCUUGUGCACAGCCAGGAGAGCUCUUCAAAAGGGCCAAGCAGGAAGACUUGGCCAAUGGAGGAGUUCUAGAUCUCACCAAGCCAGAGAAGGCUGUCAAACCUAGCAUCACAGCGAAAGACAAGGCGCGUGCUAAAUCAGCAUCUGGGUCAAAAAACAUCUCCACCUUCUUCAAAAAGAAAUAAAAAGAAACAUGUAGGGGAUUAUAAUAAAAUAUCAUCUUAUUUGUGUUCCUAUGUUUGAAAUUGUGUUACUUAUAUGGGGAGAGCUUCCUCAUUAAAAAAAAGUAAGAUGAACUGAAGAAAUGAUAAAAGAUCUUUUAAUUUGAUAAUGAGCCAGUUGAACAAGGAACCAUCAACAUAUUUACCUGUAAUGCCGUGUGCAGGUAGAGCUUUGUUCCAUCACGCUGCUGACAGUCAAGACAGAACAGGUGAGGGGAAAGAAAUUAAUCUAAAAAUAUUAACACAGGAUAAAAAUUGCAAGCAAUAGUGUAAUUAAAUUGUUAAAUGUUUUCUUAGCAGCCAGUUCAGAAGGAAAGUUUACCAGUAUAUGUAUGUGCUUUAUUUCUCAACAGGAUUUUUUUUAAUAAUAAGGGAAAGAGCAGCUCUAAAAAUUCCAUAAAGGGUUGAUCACAAUUUUAGAAGUUCUCGUUGAGAAGGAUGUUUAUUGUUGUUCUUGUAUAUGCUAGGUAACCCUCACCCACUCCAUUUCAUCAACA
This is a messenger RNA of Cryptotermes secundus, 1629 nucleotides long. RefSeq names its product ribonuclease H2 subunit B. The record is from RefSeq and is a predicted model, not a curated record. The coding region runs from base 119 to 1096 and encodes 325 amino acids. The transcript is spliced from 7 exons. Gene Ontology annotation, biological process: RNA catabolic process; ribonucleotide metabolic process. NCBI's taxonomy places the organism in Eukaryota, Metazoa, Arthropoda, Insecta, Blattodea, Kalotermitidae. Gene Ontology annotation, cellular component: nucleoplasm; ribonuclease H2 complex.